UAGAGAGUGGCAUCUUCUCCACCAAAACCUCAGGUGACUCCCAAGUUUCCGACUCACCGAAUUAUAAUGGAAGCUCAUCGCUCUCUCGGAGGAAGAUUACAUAGGAAACCCCUCGGAGAUUGCACAAAUACCGUCUCCAGAUCUUCCCAACAGUCAUCUUCUUCGUCCGCUACUCUCGUCAAAUUCGCGAAUCCGAGUCUCACUUCUUCUCUUAAGAGGUUAGUAGAUCAAACCUCGCUCAAGGAGAAAAGCAAAGAUGUUGAUAACUCAAACGCUGCCGCCGAAAACGCUUCCUGCUCUCUUUCCACGAGCGUUAGACCCGUAACUCGCCGUGUGGCCGCCGAUCUGGGUUUUCCGGCACCUACGCCUUCUCGUCCCCCAAAACCCAAAGAUGUCAGUAAAUCAAAGGCUGGUGCCGGAAGCGCUUCCCGGUCUGUUGCCGUUAGACCCGUAACUCGCCGUAUGUCUGCCGAUCUGGGUUCUCCGUCCUCUGCGCCUUCCCGUCCCCAAAACUCGCGCUCUGUUGAGGGCGGUAGUGACAAGGAGGUUGCUGAGCCGUACUCGGUUUACACGGUAAGAAGGAAGGCUUCUGGGAGAAAAAGGAAUAUAGACGCAUCCUCCUCUGGUGCAGUGACUCGCCUUCGCCUUGACUUGAUAUCAAGCUCUGGGAAGAAAACACAUCAAGCCAAUGAAAACAAACCGAAGCCCUCGAAAGCGGCUCCCAGAAAGAGGCAGCGAACGGUAAAGGAUGAGAAAGAUAAUUUGGCUCAUGGAGUUUCUCAGGAUUAUAUCGAGCAGCAGAGAGCGUAUUUUGCAGAGGUCGAUGCAUUUGAGCUGCCAGAAGAAGAGGUAUCUAGUAGCGACUUAGACUAAGUAAGAAGUGAUAACUAUCUUAAGGAUAUCAAUGACACACCAUAACCCGUUCGUAUCACUGUAUAGCUAAGGUUUCUUCUCACUGGGAAUAUUUCACUGAUCCCUUUAUACACAUGACAUGCCAACCUUUAUGUAUAAAAAAGGAUAUCAGUUUAUAAUAUUUGACUUCGUUUUACUGGGAGAACUUUCGUGGUUCUUAGAUAGAUAUGAAAUGAAAAA
Molecule: messenger RNA, 1092 nt
Organism: Eutrema salsugineum
Lineage: Eukaryota; Viridiplantae; Streptophyta; Magnoliopsida; Brassicales; Brassicaceae
Exons: 4
Coding region: 67-873 (268 amino acids)
Source: RefSeq, a predicted model, not a curated record